GCAGCGGCGGUGCUGAAGCUGAACAAGAUGGCUGUGUGUUGGGGAGCGGAGAGCUGAAAAAGAAGGGGGAAAAGAGUCCGAUUUACACAGACACGCCUUACACACAGACACCACGAGUGAAGCCCAUCGUCGUGAUCCUCCCGGAGUGUGAAGACUUUCUCUUUUGCGGAGCGUAACCAGCUGUCAGGCCUUGUUCGGCAGGCUUCUCCGUCUCAAGCCCACCCAUUCAUUCCUUGGGUGUAUAUUGCACAGUAAAGCUUAAUAACGGAAGCUGGUGAAGAAGCUGGACCCGGUCAGUACUAAAGGCGCAUUUAAGAAAUGUCAUUGCUCUGUGUUGGAGUGAAGAAAGGAAAGCUCGAUGGACCACAAGAGAAAUUUAACACUUACGUGACCCUGAAGGUGCAGAAUGUUAAAAGCACAACCAUCGCGGUGCGCGGCAGUCAGCCGUGCUGGGAACAGGACUUUAUGUUUGAAAUAAACCGUCUGGAUCUGGGCCUGACAGUAGAGGUGUGGAAUAAAGGGCUGAUCUGGGACACCAUGGUGGGCACCUUAUGGAUCCCCCUGCGCAGCAUACGGCAGUCCAACGAGGAGGGUCCAGGUCAGUGGCUGACCCUGGACUCCAACGUGAUCAUGGCAGAGAAUGAAAUCUGUGGAACCAAAGACCCGACUUUCCACAGGCUGCUGCUCGACACCCGCUUUGAACUGCCACUAGACAUUCCAGAGGAGGAGGCCAGAUACUGGGCCAAGAAGCUUGAACAGCUAAACGCCAUGAGAGACCAAGAUUAUGCCUAUCAAGAGGAGCAGGAGCGACCCCUCCAUGCACCGUCCACACAGUGCUGUAAUUGGAGUCUCUGGGGAGAUCAGCAAAAUGAGGACCCAGACAGCGCUGUGGAUGACAGGGACAGUGACUACCGCAGCGAAACCAGUAACAGCAUGCCCCCUCCCUACUACACCACUUCCCAGCCCAAUGCUUCCAUGCAUCAGUAUCCCAUGAGGCACCAGCACUACAGACACUCCUACAACGAUGACAUCCAUGAGCCGGACUACGACCACAGAGCUAUGAGACGCUAUGAUAGUUUAGACUCGGCCACCAACGGGCGCAGCGAUAUCGACUCAGGCUCAGGGUCAAGCCGCCGCACCAGUCGUCAGUAUUCUCUAGACAGUAGGCAUUCACUGUCCGAUAGUCCCACAGACAGCCGCUACGCCUCAUCAGGCGAGCUGAGUCGAGGCAGCUCCCAGCUCAGCGAGGAGUUUGUUCCUGAGGAUGGAGAGAGCUUACGAGGUUCAGAGUUCUAUGACGAAAACGACUCCUAUCACUCCUGCCACUCCUCCGUCAGCUAUGGUAAGGAGGAUUCUCCAGGCUGGGAUGGGGAGGACCCCCAAGGUGUCUACAGCGAUGAAGGAGGCUACCUCAAAGAUGGAGGAGAAGGAGGGGCGCUCUAUGAUGAAGAGGAGGGAGACAUGUACGGGGAGGAAGGAGACUAUAACUAUGAAGACGAGGAAGAAAUGCCAUAUGAGGAAGAUGAAGAUAUGUAUCCACUGGAUGGCACUUUUAGUGAAGACCAGGAACCGCCCUACACCCCCACACCCACAAGCACUGCCCCCACCCUGAUGCCUCCAUCCGACAGCCUAUCCACCACCAGGCCGCCACUGGAAAAGCAGGCAUCGUUGCAUCAGCAGCGACUGCCACAAGAUCAGCUCCAGCCCCCCAGUACAGCAGCUGGUCUACCUCCAGUCACAAAGGACGACACGGUGCCUCCUUUUAGUGCAGAACCCACCAAGACUCCAUUUAUACCCUCACAGCCAGAUCUAUCGACCACUGCAACGCCCACUCCCACCACUAUAUCACAGGUUCCAGCUCCAGACAGUAAAACCCUGGAGCCUGAGCCCAUGUCUGAGGUACCGCUGGAGGAACCACGACCCUCUGAGCAACCUCCGGCAGCCGAGAGCAUCCCUCCUCCGAGUAUAGAAGACAAACCAGAGGAGCCUCCUGCUCCGAGCUUCCCAAAAAGGGAAAUCAUGGAACCAGGUCCUGCCAGAGCCAAGGCCAACUGGCUCCGACUCUUCAGCAGAGUACGGCUACAGCUGCAAGAGGCCCGAGGAGAAAGCGUUGGUAUUGCCUCUCUGCUUUUAUCAGCAGGGAUGGGUGGUGCUUUGUAUAGCAUUGACAGUAUGCCGGACCUCAGGAAGAGAAAAGCAAUGCCUCUGGUCAGAGAUCUGGCUAUGUCCUUGGUUCAAAACUCCAGGAAGGCAGGUAUCACCUCAGCCCUGACGUCCAGCACCCUGCAUAACGAAGAACUGAAGAGUCAUGUCUAUAAGAAGACUCUCCAGGCCCUCAUAUAUCCCAUCUCCUGCACCACACCACAUAAUUUUGAGGUGUGGACUGCCACCACUCCCACGUACUGCUAUGAGUGUGAGGGCCUGCUGUGGGGUAUCGCUCGCCAGGGCAUGCGCUGUACCGAAUGUGGAGUCAAAUGCCAUGAGAAGUGCCAAGAUCUGCUGAAUGCCGAUUGUCUGCAAAGAGCGGCUGAGAAAAGCUCCAAACAUGGCGCAGAGGAUCGAACCCAGAACAUCAUUAUGGUUCUGAAAGACCGCAUGAAGAUCCGAGAGAGGAACAAACCUGAGAUCUUCGAGCUCAUUCAGGAAGUGUUCACCGUCCCCAAAUCCACUCACGUCACCCAAAUGAAACAGAUCAAACAGAGCGUGCUCGAUGGCACCUCUAAGUGGUCCGCCAAGAUCAGCAUCACAGUGUUAUGUGCCCAGGGUCUGCAAGCCAAGGACAAAACUGGCUCUAGUGAUCCUUAUGUCACCGUCCAAGUAGGAAAGACCAAAAAGAGGACCAAGACCAUCUAUGGAAACCUCAACCCUGUCUGGGAGGAAACCUUCAAUUUCGAGUGUCACAACUCCUCAGACCGCAUCAAAGUACGAGUGUGGGACGAGGACGACGACAUCAAGUCUCGUGUGAAGCAGAAAUUCAAGCGGGAGUCAGAUGAUUUUCUCGGCCAAACUAUCAUCGAGGUUCGCACUCUGAGCGGCGAGAUGGACGUGUGGUACAAUCUGGACAAGCGAACAGACAAAUCAGCUGUAUCUGGAGCUAUCCGCAUGCACAUUAAUGUCGAGAUAAAAGGAGAGGAGACGGUCGCCCCAUAUCAUGUUCAGUACACCUGUUUGCACGAGAACCUCUUCCACUAUGUGACAGAUAUCCAGAACAACGGUGUGGUGAAGAUCCCUGACGCUAAAGGAGAUGAUGCAUGGAAGGUCUACUUUGAGGAGACUCCCCAGGAAAUAGUGGAUGAGUUUGCCAUGCGUUAUGGAGUGGAGUCCAUUUACCAGGCUAUGACCCACUUUGCCUGCCUGUCGUCGAAGUACAUGUGUCCGGGUGUACCUGCAGUAAUGAGCACCCUGCUGGCAAACAUCAAUGCUUACUACGCUCACACCACACAGGCGACCAACAAUGUGUCUGCCUCCGACCGCUUCGCUGCCUCUAACUUUGGGAAAGAGCGGUUUGUCAAGCUUUUAGACCAGCUGCAUAACUCUCUGAGGAUCGACUUGUCCAUGUAUCGAAACAAUUUCCCUGCCAGCAGUCCUGAGAGACUGCAGGACCUCAAGUCCACAGUGGACCUCCUUACCAGUAUCACCUUUUUCAGAAUGAAGGUUCAAGAGCUUCAGUCUCCACCCAGAGCCAGUCAGGUAGUGAAGGACUGUGUCAAAGCCUGCCUCAACUCCACUUACGAGUACAUCUUCAACAACUGCCACGAACUCUACAGUCGCGAGUAUCAGACAGAUCCGGCGAAACAGGGUGCAGUGCCUCCAGAGGAGCAGGGACCCAGCAUCAAGAACCUGGACUUUUGGUCCAAACUCAUCACCCUCAUCGUUUCCAUCAUUGAAGAGGACAAGAACUCCUACACUCCCUGCUUAAACCAAUUUCCCCAGGAGCUCAACGUUGGGAAAAUCAGUGCUGAAGUGAUGUGGAACCUGUUUGCCCAGGACAUGAAAUAUGCAAUGGAGGAACAUGAAAAAAAUCGUUUGUGCAAGAGUGCAGAUUACAUGAACCUGCAUUUCAAAGUCAAGUGGCUAUACAACGAGUACUGCAAAGACCUUCCCUUCUUCAAGAGUAGAGUGCCUGAAUAUCCUGCGUGGUUUGAACCAUUUGUCAUCCAGUGGCUGGACGAAAAUGAGGAAGUAUCUCGUGACUUUCUGCACGGCGCUUUGGAGAGAGACAAAAAGGAUGGGUUCCAGGUCACAUCCGAACACGCACUGUUUUCCUGUUCGGUGGUGGAUGUGUUUUCCCAGCUCAACCAGAGCUUUGAGAUCAUCAGGAAGCUGGAGUGUCCUGAUCCGCAGAUCGUAGGACACUACAUGAAGCGAUUUGCUAAGACCAUCAGCAAUGUCCUUCUUUCAUACGCUGAUAUCAUCUCUAAGUUGUUUGCUAACUACGUCACCAUGGAGAAAGUGCCCUGCAUCCUGAUUAACAACAUCCAACAACUGAGAGUUCAGCUGGAGAAGAUGUUCGAGGCCAUGGGAGGAAAAGAUUUGUGUGUUGAGGCCAGUGACAUCCUGAAGGAUCUACAGGUGAAACUCAACAAUGUCAUGGAUGAUCUCAGCAGGGUCUUUGCUGUCAGCUUCCAGCCUCACAUCGAGGAGAAUGUGAAACAGAUGGGAGACAUCUUGGCUCAGGUAAAGGGAACAUCGAAUGUGGGCAAUGCCAGCAGCGUGGCCCAGGACGCUGACAAUGUCCUCCAACCCAUCAUGGAGUUCCUGGACAGCAACUUGACUUUGUUUGCAAAGAUCUGUGAGAAGACGGUUCUGAAACGUGUGUUGAAAGAGUUGUGGAAGCUGGUAAUGAACACCAUGGAGAAGACCAUCGUUCUGCCGCCGCUGACAGACCAAACGAUGAUUGGGAGACUGAAGAGUGCUUCUCACAGUGAUGGCACUCAGCUCAUCUUCAACGCCGCCAAGGAGUUGGGCCAGCUGUCCAAGCUGAAGGAACACAUGGUUCGUGAGGAGGCCAAAGCUCUGACGCCUAAGCAGUGUGCUGUAAUAGAACUGGCUCUGGACACCAUCAAGCAAUACUUCCAUGCUGGCGGUGUGGGUCUGAAGAAGACUUUCCUGGAGAAGAGUCCUGACCUCCUGUCCCUCCACUACGCCCUGUCCCUCUACACACAGGCCACAGACAAACUCAUUAAGACCUUUGUCCAGUCACAGAACGCUCAAGUGUUCGGCGGGAAGGGGGUGAGGUUCACCACUAGUGAGGAUGUUUACCCAGACAAGGGAUCUGGGGUGGACGACGCAGUGGGAGAGGUUUCCAUCCAUGUUGAGAUUUUCACUCACCCCAACACUGGAGAACAUAAGGUCACAGUGAAAGUGGUGGCUGCCAAUGACCUGAGGUGGCAGACGCAGGGAAUAUUCCGGCCGUUUGUGGAGGUCUACAUCAUAGGCCCUCACCUCAGCGACAAAAAGAGGAAGUACGCCACCAAGUCAAAAAACAACAGCUGGGCUCCAAAAUACAAUGAAACCUUCACUUUUACUUUGAGCAACGAAGUGGGUCCUGAGUGCUACGAGCUACAGGUGUGUGUGAAGGACUACUGCUUCGCCCGAGAGGACCGCACAGUGGGCAUGGCUGUCCUCCAGCUGAAAGACGUGGCGUCCAAAGGCAGCGUGGCCUGCUGGCUGCCUCUCGGCAAGCGUAUCCACAUGGACGAGACAGGCCUCACCGUGCUGCGCAUCCUUUCUCAGCGCAACAACGACGACGUGGCCAAGGAGUUUGUCAAGCUCAAGUCCGACCAGCGCUCCGCCGAGGAGGGUCGCAGCUAAGAGGCCACAACGGAAUUGAAAAGCAACCCGUCCGAAGCUGGAUGACGCCUCACCACCUACUGCCCUAGAGCUCUGCUGAGCCACUGCUAACCACUGCCCCGAAGAUCCAGUGUUGUACAAGCACAGAGAAGACAACAGCCACCACACAUCCAGCGCUGUAAAUACAUUCAUUUCAGUGGGAAGGACAUGAGUCUUUUAAUGUCACAGAUACUAUCAACAAUGUCUUUGAAGAACUAUAUAAGGACACAUAGUCAUCACAGAGUAUAUAUAUCUACUUUCCUCUAUCCACAGAGGUGAGUCAUGCCAUUAAACACACACACCUUAUUUGACUGGUCAGGGUAAGAUAUAUCUUGCAGCCUUUAAAAGUUCAGCUUUCUGUCUCACGUCGUUUACUUUACCCCUCCUCCCCUUUACUUUCCUGUUCCUCUCGUCCCUUCCCUGCCUUGCACCUGCUCAAAGAAGGGACCGCAAGUGCCAACAGGUAAUCACUGAAAUGCCAAGACCAGCCCUAAGCACAACUGGACCGGCCGUCCAACUGACCGAGUAACAAAUAAUAAUGGCUGCAAGGCCUCAAACAUUCCAAAUAUUGGGAACAAAGGCACUAUUUAGUUAUGAAUAUUUUAAGACUGUGGGUUAAUUCAGAUAUCAGUUUACUGGUUUCUUCCAGAUUAUAUUUCUAUUUAAAUAAGUCUAUAUAACAUCAUAUAUAUAAAUAUAAAUAUAUAUAAAUAUGAAGGACAGAUGUAAAGUUAUAAACAGGAUUAUUUGAUGGACGUGUGGUGCUUGAUAGGUUUAUGUCUGUCUACCCUGUAACAGAGCACACUGCCUGACGCCCUCAAUGCCUUCUGUCUUGUUUACCCUCGUAUAGUAUGUCUGCGUGUCUCCUAUAUAGCGCCUGUAUAGAGAGAUUAUCUGAUGAAAACACACCUUCAAGCACUGUGAUUCAUCAGAAUAUAUAUAUGUGUGUGAAUGAGCGUGACUGACUGUGGAGGUGGACUCACAUGGAGCUCAUCAUGCGCGUGUGUUUGUAAAACGUUCGAUAUUGUUGACCUCAUGUAGCCACCUGUGUUGCCUGUUACCUGCAAAUGUAAUCACAGAAAGCCAUCAUGAGUAAAGAACAUAGCAUAGGAGGGGGUGAUUUUCUAAGUGUCUUUUACUUUCAAAGGGAUGCAUCUUAUUCCUUAGGAUGGUUAUUUCCAUCUUCUGUGUUAUUCAACAUUCCACAGCUUGACUGCCCUAUAAGGGGGUGCAAAUGUUUGUGUGAGGUGCAUGGUAAAGCAAGACAGACUUACUGUAAUCUGCCUUUAGAAAAAAAAAAGAUGUAAAACAAAAACUGCCAAAUCAAAACCUGCUCAAAACACACUGAUGAGACCCUAGUCCACAAAAGCGAAAUCACUCUGAGGUAAAAGUGAAACCCACACAACCUGCACCAGGGAGAGCACAGAUCUUUAAUGAUCCACCACUGAUGAUCCCUAGUCGUGAUCCAGCUGCAGGUGCUGUAACCUCUAAUCGACAAGUCAGAUCUCUGCUAAAGGGCUGCAGAUCCAGACCACGCCGGGUCUGGCACUGACAUUUAAAAGAGGGCCUACAGUUCAGCCUGGUACUCUAGUGAGUGGAGAGUGAAGAUUUAAGCACAGGGUCUUUGCUGCACCCAUAAUAACACAUUUUUACUACAGUGAUGAUUCAUUUGUUGUUCGGUAACUUUUUAUGGAAAUACACAGCAAUUGCACAUCAAAUGUGUCAAAAUCAUUUUACAGGUGAUUAGAUCUAGUGUCAUGUCACGUGAAGCUGUUAUGAACUGAUUAUUGACUGUCCAGCAUGUCUGUUAAUGCCACUUCUAUUUUCAAUGAAUGCCAUUUUUUUAAAGGUUUAUUUAUCUAUAAAGGUAUUUGUUUGUAAGAACAACAUAAGUGUCAGGGCAAAGAAAUGAUCAGAGUGCAUUGAACUUGAAGUUUGGGAAUGACAGGGUGUUUUUUUCUAUUUCAGAGUAGAUGCCUCUUUUUAAGUUGCCAUUGAGGGCAUCUAUCCCCCCGAAGCACUUGACAGUAACUGAAUAAUCUAAUAGACCCCCCCUUUUUUCAACAAGGUGUAAGAACUGAACUCUAUGCAUCUAAUUUAUGAAAUCUAUGUAGAUGAGUCAUUUUUGAAGCAGUCUUAUAAUGUUUACAUUGUGGAUUAUUAUGAUUAUAUCAGCACAAGUGUUUGUCUGAUAUGUUGUAAAUGCUGUGUCUAUUGUAAUGGGCCAAAUAUCACAGCUGUAGUCGGGCUGAUUAGAGACUGAAAUUUUGUUUGUGCAGCUUUUCAGCACAGAAGAAAACCUGGAACAGAGAUCGAUUGCUGGUCGUGGGUAUUGUAAAUAACUCUCGGAUGUAACAAACACGUCAGACUACGUCAAGUGAAGUUUGCUGCUCUUUUUGUAGACUUGAAUUUUGCUCUGGGGUGACUGGGCGAAUGUACAAACGCCCAUCUGGAUAUGUAGCUUUUGUUGAAAGAUGUGAAAGGUGUGUAUACACUGGAGAUGCACAACCUAUUAAACAAAAGAAAAAUGAUGAAUAUAUCUGAUUCAGGGCCAGAAAUGAACUGCCAAGCUUUUAUAUUGGCAUUAUUGAAACAGUAUCAGAAUCUGUUGUGCGUCGCUCUGGUGCAUACGCCGCCUUUAAAUCACAGGCCUCUGCAGAGUUUUAAUAACAGGUACACACAACUGUCACAUAGCUGGAAAUGCCACGAAAAAAAUCUUUAUUUAUUGCUGUUGACAAUGAAACUUUAGUCGAGGAAGCACUCAGAUGUUGGGGUAUCGGUCUGGCAUGUGGGACAGGAAUGCACGAAGAAGUUAAGGACGUAGAAGCACAAAGAAAAGCACAUAGAUCCAAGCAAGACAGACAUGCAUGUUCUGUCCAGUUCAGCUGACCAGACUGCACACACCGAUGCCAGUCCUGUACUUCCAGAAACGGUGCAUGAUAGGAACAAUAAAACAAAAAGAAAAAAAUGUAUUGUGCCAGCACGCAUAAUUAUUUGAUGUUAUUUGCCAAUUGUUGUCUCCUUUAUUUUGAUAUGUCAUUAUUGUUUUCUAUUUUUCAGAUGUUUGUGAAUAUAUAAAUAUGUAUUACUGAUGAUGUGUAGUGGUACAAAGUACUCGCAUGAGAAUUUUUUUAUACACAAGAUGUUUCUAAUUUUUAGUUUUUUUUUUAUUCUGGUCGUUCUUAUUGGGGGUUAAGGUUACUGGGACUGCAGUCUCAUUGUGUUUCUGCUUCCAAUAAAAAUAUGAAAAAUUGC
Molecule: messenger RNA, 9087 nt
Organism: Sphaeramia orbicularis (orbiculate cardinalfish)
Lineage: Eukaryota; Metazoa; Chordata; Actinopteri; Kurtiformes; Apogonidae
Gene: unc13a
Product: unc-13 homolog A (C. elegans)
Exons: 45
Coding region: 319-5814 (1831 amino acids)
Biological process (GO): synaptic vesicle priming; synaptic transmission, glutamatergic; dense core granule priming
Cellular component (GO): neuromuscular junction; terminal bouton; presynaptic membrane
Molecular function (GO): phospholipid binding; calcium ion binding; calmodulin binding
Source: RefSeq, a predicted model, not a curated record